This is a messenger RNA of Alternaria atra, 522 nucleotides long. RefSeq lists its product as uncharacterized. Lineage: Eukaryota; Fungi; Ascomycota; Dothideomycetes; Pleosporales; Pleosporaceae. Gene Ontology annotation, cellular component: nucleolus; 90S preribosome; preribosome, small subunit precursor. Bases 1 to 522 code for a protein of 173 amino acids. The record is from RefSeq and is a predicted model, not a curated record. The transcript is spliced from 2 exons. Gene Ontology annotation, biological process: maturation of SSU-rRNA from tricistronic rRNA transcript (SSU-rRNA, 5.8S rRNA, LSU-rRNA).
AUGGCUCCAAUAAAGAAGCGCACAACAGCGCGCGCAAAGUCGGCUCGCGCAGCCCGUCCUACCACCGCGACUCUCCCCAAGCCCGAUGGCAUAUCCUCUUUCCCCUCAUCCAAGCGCGACAAGCAGAAGAUCAAGCACUCUUCCUUCGUGUCCAAGAUUGAAAAAUCUUCCGCCAAGACUCAAAAGCGACGACGACCCAACAAUAAGUUGAUCGCAAACCUCGAGUCGCUUGCCGACGCACUGCCAGGCGCUGGGACAGAUGGUGAACUAGAAGUAGGCCAAGCGCGGAUAGUUCAGCCCAAGCAGAUGCUCGAGAGCAUGAAAAGAACGAAGGGUGCGAAGAAGAGGAAAGAGAAGCUGGAGAAGUUAGAGAAGGAAAGGUUCAACGCCAACCUAGUACAGCUAGUGGGAGGGAGUGGGAACAAGGCACAGGGCGCCGAUGCAGUGCGGGAUCGCUGGGCAGCACUCAAGAGCCAUGUGCAGAGCAACAUGGAGACCAAGCCCGAGUUCGCGCAGCAAUGA